Molecule: messenger RNA, 1989 nt
Organism: Theobroma cacao (cacao)
Lineage: Eukaryota; Viridiplantae; Streptophyta; Magnoliopsida; Malvales; Malvaceae
Gene: TIC55-II
Product: translocon at the inner envelope membrane of chloroplasts 55-II
Biological process (GO): protein targeting to chloroplast
Cellular component (GO): chloroplast; cytoplasm
Molecular function (GO): 2 iron, 2 sulfur cluster binding; chlorophyllide a oxygenase activity
Source: RefSeq, a predicted model, not a curated record
GGCUGGGCCUUUUGUCGUCUGUUUGACCUGUGUUUUCUUUGCGGAAAGAGUGUGUGGCUACCAUUAGAGCAGCCUUCCCGCAAGCAACAGCCAAUAUCCAAGUUCAUAACACUGUUUCUUGCUUUUCCUAACCAGUUUCCCUCUCUUACUUUUCCUUCUUCCUUCUUCAUUUUCCCAAACCAGAAUUGCUCUAACAUGGCUCUAUCUCUGAGUCCAUGUCUUCCUCACACCACUUAUCUAACUAAGCCGCCUCUUUCCACCUCAAAACUGACAACAGCAAGCAUAAUCUGGAACUACCCAUCAGUUGGUUUCAGACCAGUAAACCUGAGAAACAACCACACAAGGUGCCAUGCAGUGACUGAUUUGAGGAGUGCACCUCCUGUUGAUCAGGGCAAAGGGGAAGGUGAUGAUGAUCAUAAGGUUCUCGUGGGUCCAUCAGGCGAAGAGGAAACCAGAGGGGAUAGGAUCGUGGCAGACUAUGACUGGACAGAGGAGUGGUACCCACUUUACCUCACCAAGGAUGUUCCGGAUGAUGCUCCCCUUGGUCUCACUGUGUUUGAUCAGCAGCUCGUCUUGUACAAAGAUGGCAGUGGAGUUCUUCACUGUUAUCAAGAUCGAUGCCCCCACAGGUUAGCCAAGCUAUCUGAAGGUCAGUUGGUCGAUGGAAGACUUGAAUGCCUGUACCAUGGUUGGCAAUUUGAAGGCAGUGGACAAUGUGUCAAGAUACCGCAGCUUCCAUCUGAUGCCAAAAUCCCUAGGGCUGCUUGCCUCAAAACAUACGAGUUGAAAGAGUCCCAAGGAGUUGUAUGGGUAUGGAUGUCGCACAAGACACCACCAAAACCUGAAAAACUACCAUGGUUUGAGAAUUUUGCCAGACCAGGGUUUCAAGACACUUCAACCAUCCAUGAGCUUCCCUAUGAUCACUCCAUUCUCCUCGAGAACCUCAUGGAUCCUGCACAUAUCCCAAUCUCUCAUGAUAGGACUGAUUGGACUGCAAAACGGGAAGAUGCUCAGCCACUGCUUUUCAAGGUAACAGAACGUACCGAUAGGGGAUUUGCCGGCCGGUGGGGUAAAGAAAAAGAUGGAUCCAUGCCCAACUUCUUACGAUUUGAUGCACCAUGUGUGCUUCAGAAUAACAGAGAACUUGUUGAUAAAGAUGGAGAGAAACACUAUUUCACAGGUCUCUUCCUUUGUAGGCCCACUGGACAAGGAAAAUCUAUGCUUAUUGUUAGGUUUGGAGGAACAAAAAGAUCUCCAUUAGCAAAGCUUUUCCCCGAAUGGUAUUUCCAUCAGAAUGCAAGCAAGGUUUUCGAGCAAGAUAUGGGAUUUCUUUCAUCCCAGAAUGAGGUAUUGAUAAAGGAAAAGGUUCCUACAAAAGAGUUGUACCUUAAUUUAAGGUCCUCAGAUACAUGGGUUGCUGAAUACAGGAAGUGGAUGGAUAAAGUUGGGCAUGGAAUGCCUUACCAUUUUGGCCACAGCACCAUUUCUCCACCCAAAGUACCCGCUGUAGUAGAACAUGCACCGGCCGGACUCAUUGCUGGAGUUUCAGCAUCUUUGCCAGCAAAAGGUGGGAUCUCAACAAUGCAUGCUCCGAAUUUGGCCAAUCGAUAUUUUCGCCAUUUAAUCCAUUGCAAGGGCUGCAGCAAUGUAGUCAAAGCUUUUACGGCUUGGAAAAAUGGCCUUAGUGCAGCUGCCUUAGUGUUCACUGCUUUGGCAAUUCUAGCAUCCAGCAGACAAUGGAAGACAUUUCUCCUAGUAUCUGCAACGUUGUGCUUGGGUGGAGUCUAUGCAUGCUCGACUGCCAUUGCAAUGAACACAACAAACUUCAUUAGAGUACACCGGAGACUCUGAUUUCAGAACUGGCAAACAGUAUCUCAUAUGAUUAUAAAAGUCACAUCCUUUUAUUUCCGAUACAAAGUUGCAUACGUCCAUAUGUACUUAUAAGAUGUAGAUGUUGAUUUAUUGAGAUUGCCUUUCGUUCUUCCACAA